This is a messenger RNA of Drosophila serrata, 1812 nucleotides long. RefSeq names its product eukaryotic translation initiation factor 4H2 (gene eIF4H2). The record is from RefSeq and is a predicted model, not a curated record. Gene Ontology annotation, molecular function: RNA binding. NCBI's taxonomy places the organism in Eukaryota, Metazoa, Arthropoda, Insecta, Diptera, Drosophilidae.
GUUUGCCAUCGUUCCAAGUGCCAGUCUCACGUCUCGUGUAGACUUAUUAACAGCGUCUGGAAUAUCGAGUUCCGGACUUUUACGUUCAGAGCUUUCGGUUCGCUUGCAAGUCUUGAGAGGUACGACGAGUGAUUCGGGAUACGGGCAGAAGGACUAUGGCCAAUCGCUCCAGCCAGCAAGACCGCGAGUUCAACAAUGAUGGCGAACACAUGAAUCGCGACUAUCAUCGUAAUCACAACAACCGGGACAAUAGGGACAAUCGGGAUAAUCGUGGCGGCUUCCGUGACUUUCGUAAUCGCGACCGAAAUCGUGAUCAACCGCGUCAGGUGCCCACGGAGCCGCCCUUCAAUGCCUAUGUGGGUAAUCUGCCCAAGGGUCUCGUCCAGGGCGAUGUGAUGAAGAUUUUCUCCGACUUUGAGGUGAAGAAUGUGCGCCUUAUCAAGGAUCGAGAGACGGACGAGUUCAAGGGCUAUGGCUACGUGGAGUUUGAGACCUUGACACAGCUGAAGAGGGCCCUCUCCUGCAAUGGUCGCAUCAAACUGGAUAACUUUUCGGCUCCGCUGCGCAUCGAUAUAGCGGAUCAUCGCCGCACUCUUCCCGGUGCUGGCGGCGGAGGUGGUGGCGGUCCAGGAGGAUCUCAUAAUAUGGGUGGCAGAGGAGGAGGAGGAGGAGGAGGAGGAGGAGGAGGAGGAGGAGGAGGAGGCGGAGGCGGUGGAGGAGGUGGAGGUGGUGGAACCUACCAACAGCGACGCAAUUAUCGUCGGGAUGACAGCGUUGGUUCCCAUCAAUAUCCUCGGCGCAGUAACAGCAACCAUCAACUGUCCCGCAGCAGUCCCACUCAAAGCUCCAUGUCCUUUGGCAGCACCCGUGAUCUGCGUGGCAACUACAACAAUCGUGGAGGAGGCGGUGGUAAUCGUUAUCAAAGCAGCAAUUCGCGCAUGCGCAACGACAACUCCAAUUUCGAUGAACAGCAGUCGACCAGCGGUUUCCAGCGUAGCCGUAACUUUAGUUUUAAUCGGACCUUUAGCAACAACACUCUUGAUGGCGGUGGCGGUGGUCAGCGGCAGCGCAACUUUGCUAGCGGUGGAAAUUCAGAAAAUGGAAACUACAACAACUUUGUGCAGAAUCGAAAUCGAGAUCGCCGUGGUCACUAUAAUCCCAAUAAUGCCGGAAGUUCGGGUUACCGCAACAAUGCGCAUGGCGAAUAUGGUCGGGAUCGCAGAGGAGAUUCAGGACACGGAUCUGGAUCGUCAACAGGACCAGCUUCAAACAAUCCUUUUGGGGCUUUAGACGAAGAUGAUCGUCCGAAAUUGGUCUUAAAGCCCCGAACUGUAACUGCUCCCAUUAAUGCAUUGGCCGAGACCAAACAGGCAGCUUUAAUCUUUGGCAAAGCCAAGCCCCGAGAGGAUAAUGCCAGUCCUUUAUCUUCGCCACGUGAAAACGAUAAUGGUGCCGGAUGUUCAUCCGUUAAAGCUGGUCCCUCUUUCAGGGGACCAGGUGCCAAUGCCGAGGAUAGCAGCGAUUAAUUUCCCAUUCAUGGAAGAAUCACGGAUACCUGAUAUUUUCAAGAAUUUUAAUUAAUUUGCAAUUUUCCGUGGAUUUUUCAGAAUUUAUACAAAUUACGUAUUUGUAGGUACCCGGGAAUCAUAUCCAAAUCUAUAUUUGUGGCUAGAUCAGAUAGAUAUACACUUCAUUUUGAUGCUAGCUAACAAAAAGGAAAAUUCCAAAUUUUUUCUCUUGGUUAGACGCCAUUAAGUCCCAUUUCCGAUUCCAUAUGCGCAUCAUUUAAUUGCAAAUCUUUAAUAAUAAUAA